UACCGCGCGCCGCCACCCCCGAUUUAUCGCCCGCAUACAACUUCUGUCUGUUGAGCCUCACUGUUCACUGACGGCAUCACGACACCCACCCAGUCGCAUUUUGCCGGUCGAACACAGUGAACGUGUUAAGUCCACUCUACACCAAAAAAUCUAGAUCUCUUAACAAUGGCCUGCUCAGUCAGUGAUUCCCCCUCCCUCAAGGACCUCCCCAAGGUCGCCACUGAUCUCAAGAGCCAGUUGGAAGCGUUCAACCCCAGCUGUCUACGGGAUGUUGACACUAAUGAAAAAAUCGUGCUACCAUCAGCCGAAGACGUUGCAAAAGAAAAGCUGCACUCAGCACUCCUCCACGACGUAGAGCAAUUUCAGACAUCCUCUCUAAAGAAAACGGACACCGUAGAAAAAAUUGUCUUACCCAACGCCAUAGAUGUGGCAACUGAAAAAACUCAAAAGUCCCUAUUUGACGGUAUUGAAAAGUUCGAUUCCAGCAUGCUGAAGCACACGGAAACACAAGAGAAGAACCCGCUUCCUGAUAAAGAUGUUGUCGCAGCGGAGAAGGCACACCAGAACCUUCUAGAAGGGGUGGAACACUUCGACAAGACACAAAUGAAACAUACAACAACGGAAGAGAAAAAUCCAUUGCCGCCUGUUGAAGCCAUUGAAGCCGAGAAGGAGAAGAACAAGUUCUUGAACGGCAUCGAGAACUUCGACCCAACUAAGCUGAAGCACACGGAGACCUGCGAGAAGAACCCCCUGCCCACCAAGGACAUCAUCGAGCAGGAGAAGACGGCCUGAACUGCCAAUAUUUAACGCAACUAUAUAUCGCUAGUAUCGCCGUAUUUUAGACUCGAUAUAAGUUUUGUAAGGCCAGGUGACAUAGCCCGCGUGCAACAACUC
Messenger RNA from Vanessa atalanta (red admiral), 894 nucleotides. It is a transcript of the gene cib, whose product is annotated as thymosin beta. Gene Ontology annotation, cellular component: cytosol. The transcript is spliced from 6 exons. Gene Ontology annotation, molecular function: actin monomer binding. The coding region runs from base 166 to 792 and encodes 208 amino acids. Gene Ontology annotation, biological process: actin filament organization. The record is from RefSeq and is a predicted model, not a curated record. Lineage: Eukaryota; Metazoa; Arthropoda; Insecta; Lepidoptera; Nymphalidae.